This is a messenger RNA of Suncus etruscus (white-toothed pygmy shrew), 645 nucleotides long. RefSeq names its product CD8 subunit beta (gene CD8B). NCBI's taxonomy places the organism in Eukaryota, Metazoa, Chordata, Mammalia, Eulipotyphla, Soricidae. Gene Ontology annotation, molecular function: MHC class I protein binding; coreceptor activity. Gene Ontology annotation, cellular component: cell surface. The transcript is spliced from 5 exons. The record is from RefSeq and is a predicted model, not a curated record. The coding region runs from base 1 to 645 and encodes 214 amino acids. Gene Ontology annotation, biological process: regulation of immune response.
AUGCAGCCGCGCUGGUGGAUCAUCCUGGCCGCUCAGUUUACAGCUCUCCUUGGUGACUUGGUGCUGCAACGGAGCCCGAGGUACAUACAGGUCCAGACCAACAGAACAGCCACGAUGACUUGUGAUUUUAAGAACUCUUGGUUAGUCUCAAGAAGCUCAAGAGUCUUUUGGCUGAAGCAGUGCCUGACCUGCAAUACUGAAAGUCCCCUAGAGUUCCUGGCCAGUUUGGAUACCCAAAAAGUACCAAAGUAUGGCAACGUGGUGGAGCAGAACAGGAUUACCCUGUUCUCAGUAAGGAGCCGGUUCAUGCUCAAUAUCACAAACUUGAUGUCUUCGGACAGUGGCGUCUACUUCUGCAUGAUCAUCAACACCCCGCAGCUAAUCUUUGGGACGGGAACUCAGCUAAGUGUGGUUGAUGUUCUUCCCACUGCUGCUCCAACAACCAAGAAGUCCACCCCCAAGAAGAAAGUGUGCCAGAGGCAAAGCCUUGAGGCCCCUACGGGUCUGUCUUGCGGUUUCAUCCCUUUAAGCCUACUGGUGGUCGGUGUCCUGGUUCUACUGCUGUGCUUGGGGGUGGUCAUUCACUGUCACCGGAAAUCCCAGCUGUCCCAGUCCUCAUGCUCUAGUACCACUGAUGAUUCUUGA